AUGUCAGGACAAGGGGUUAAUGCACAGCUGCAGAAUCUGACGCCAGCAUCGAUGCAACAGUUGGCAGACCGGCUAAAGUCGUUGGUGAACGAGGCGAAACGGAUCGGCGUGGACACUAACGAGGGGAAGGAGUUGUUACGACAGGCCGCCAGAAUCAAGGCUUUGUACGAAGCUUAUAGCAAGCAAAGGCAGCAACAACAACAGCAACAGCAGCAACAGCAGCAGCAACAGAUUCAAUCACAAGGAGGAGCCGUGAAUCAGAUUCCUGUAGAACAGCAGCAGCAGCAACAACAGCAGCAGCAGCAACAGCAACAACAGCAGCAAAAACAGCAGCAAUCUUCGGGCUCUAGCAAUCUAUCAAACAAUAUUAAGGUUCUUUUGACGCCAGAACAACGCGAAGCAUACAACAGAUUAGUGCAGAAAUACGAAGACGAUGGGCAGAACAUCAAAGGGGAAUUUAACUUCUUGAAGGGCAAUAUCAGCGUGCUAGACCAAGAGAUCCGGAAUAGGCAGGGGAAUCCUGCUUCGGUAAGGCAAUUGGAGGUGAAUAGAAAUGAGCUGCUCCAAAAAAUUAGGGCAUUGAGCGCGCAGUACUCGACAUUGCAACAAAAGUACCAAGAGGACAGAAGAAAGUUCUAUAUCGAGUGUUCGCAAACAAAUGCUGAGUUGAGAAGGUACUUACAGUUGCAGCAACAAAAAGCUAAUGCAGCUAAGGCUCAGGGUGCGGCUGCCGCAGGAACCGGUGCGUCUGCUGGAGCCCAAUCACAAAUGCCUCCACAGACCUCUGCUGCUGCUGGCGCUGCCACAGCGACACCACAAGGCAAUAAUACACAGGGUAUGAAUACAGGUACACCUAUCCCAACGAACCUAAACAAGGCAGGUAGUGGUAGUCCCCCAAAUGCAGCUAUGGGAGCUCCAGCUGCAGCCAACACAGGGGCUAAAAUACCAACAGGGCAGAUAACCGCUGCUGCUGCAUCAGGAGCAAACAGCUCAAAUGUACAAGGCGCAGCUGACAAGUCAUCUCCGACGCAGGUAACUACUGUUAAUGCAGCAGCAAACCAAUCAGCCCAAAGUAACGCAAGGCCGCCAAUUUUCAAACAGCCAAACCCAUCCAUACCUAUCAGCGAAACCGUUGCACCAUCACCAACUGUUUCAGUUUCCUACAGAAGCAAUAGGCCUACUAUCACCGGUGGUAGUGGUAUGAACGCCCCAGCGCUAACUACCCCGGUUAUGACAAAACUACCCCCAUAUGAAGUCGACACAGAACGUGUCAUGUCCAAGAGGAAACUCCGCGAAUUGGUGAAGACCGUCGGCGUGGACGAAGGUGAUGGUGAAACAACAAUCGACGGUGAUGUCGAAGAACUCUUGCUAGACCUAGCAGAUGAUUUCAUUACCAAUGUCACCAACUUCGCUUGCAAAUUAGCUAAGCAUAGGAAAUCAGAUAAUCUUGAUGUUAGAGAUAUACAAAUGCAUCUGGAACGUAAUUGGAACAUCAGAAUCCCAGGUUUUGCUAACGAUGAGAUUCGUAGCACUAAAAAAUGGAAUCCAACCCCAUCAUACAACCAGAUGGUUAACGCAAUCAGCAAUAACAAGAACUCUCGCACUCAUCCGGAGAAGAAGUGA
Messenger RNA from Kluyveromyces marxianus DMKU3-1042, 1623 nucleotides. RefSeq names its product Taf12p (gene TAF12). Lineage: Eukaryota; Fungi; Ascomycota; Saccharomycetes; Saccharomycetales; Saccharomycetaceae. The transcript has a single exon. The record is from RefSeq and is a predicted model, not a curated record. Gene Ontology annotation, cellular component: transcription factor TFIID complex; SLIK (SAGA-like) complex; SAGA complex. Gene Ontology annotation, biological process: RNA polymerase II preinitiation complex assembly; DNA-templated transcription initiation. Bases 1 to 1623 code for a protein of 540 amino acids. Gene Ontology annotation, molecular function: TBP-class protein binding; protein heterodimerization activity; DNA binding.